AUGUUGUCUUUAAUAAGCGAAAGCUACUACUCCAGUGCCUCGGAUCCGAGAGACAAGGUAUAUGCUCUGUUGGGAACCCUUGGACAGAAAGAAUCCACCGCAAUUGCAGACGAUGUUCGAUACACCAUGGACGUACACGUUGACUACAAGUCCUCAGUAUCCAAGAUAUACAGUGCCAUAAUCCUGUUAAUCAUGAAUGAACGGCAGAACUUCACGCUACUAGCAGAGUUCAAAGAACCAGCUAUUGGUAUCGGACGUGAGGCCAGCGAUAUUACUGACGAGCUUCCUUCCUUCGUGCCGGAUCUCCGUCGAAUUGACGGCCAGUCAGAUUCUAGCAUUGCAUUUCAAGAUGGCUCACCUUGGUGGCGCAUGAAACCGCCCAGAUACGAAAAAAUCGGGUGUUUGCCACCAUCGCGUUGGUCUUAUCAAGCAGGACGGACUCUGAAAAUGGGCGCCGUGCGCAUGGCAAAUGUCAACGCUGUCCUGAGCGUAACGAGGGGGACAGAAUGGAUUCCCGCGCUCUUCUCCGCCACCUUUGCUCUGCAUGCUGACUGUACCUUCCACCCCGCAUUACUAGACUGUUUGAAAAGGGCGGCGUCCCCAAACUCUGGAGACGAAUUCAUGAUUCUGGACGGGCGGAAGGAACGCCCGUUACAUCUCGACACCACGGAUGACAGUGACAAGUCGUCAUCGACUCUAAUCACGAGAGAAUCACCCUUCAAGCAGGAGGCGUCUCAGCUUUUUGACAGCGAUCUCCUGCCGAGUUGGCUAUGUGAAGAGAUCGAGUGGCGUGUCCCAAAGUCGACAAGGUCAGGUGAUGUACUCGUCGCCUGCGGGCCAGGGAUGCUUUUGGUUUUGCGUCCAAGACUUACUGGCGGAUGGUACUUCGUUGGCGCUUGCGAGGUGGUGUUUGUAGGCACGCCUGAGACACAACAGAAAUAUGCGUUCGGGGAACGGAGUGCUGAGCAUGGCUUUUUGGGAUUGACGCCCUUGCUCACUGACCUCUACACAUAUGUGAGGGAUGAUGAGAUUGAGGAGUUCGAGAUCUUCUAG
Saxophila tyrrhenica is the source of this 1053-nucleotide messenger RNA. RefSeq lists its product as uncharacterized. The transcript has 2 exons. Bases 1 to 1053 code for a protein of 350 amino acids. The record is from RefSeq and is a predicted model, not a curated record. NCBI's taxonomy places the organism in Eukaryota, Fungi, Ascomycota, Dothideomycetes, Mycosphaerellales, Extremaceae.